AUGAAGUUAUCACUCGCCUAUUUAUUGGCCACGGAUGUAGUUGAAGCGCUGCUAGUGCGCGGAAGUCUUCCUUUAGAUUCGCUGACCUUUGAUAAGAUCAUCUCGAAGACAAAAUACACUCUUGUUAAGUUCGACACCGCAUAUCCAUUCGGAGACUUGCAUGACGAGUUCAAACAAGUGGCAAAGUUCGCCGCCCAGAAUCCAGAUCUUCUCGUUGCCGAAGUGAACAUCAACGAAUAUGGCGACCAAGAGAACCAAGACCUCGCUCAAACCUAUGGAGUCAAGAUUGAAGACUACCCGGUAUACAAACUUUUUCGGGGAUCUUCUGACCCGACUGCAGCUCUAACUUUCGAUGGAACGGUGAAAAAGCGAACUCAAGUCUUGUCAUUUUUGAAACAAAAUGGAGUCUAUGUUGGCUUGCCUACAUGCAUCGAACGCUUUGAUGAGCUUGCAGCUGAUUUCAUGAAAAGCGAGAAAAAGGGCGAGAAGCAGGAAAUUCAAGAAAAGGCUCAAGCUGCUGCGGACAAAAUUUCGGACAAACUAGAAAAGUAUCACGCCGAAACUUAUGUUAAAAUAAUGAAGAAAAUAUUGGAACAGGGAGAAGAUUUCAUAAGUAAGGAAGAAGCUAGAAUUUCGAAAGGGUUAAAUGAUAAAAGUAUUACGAAAGAAGCAAAAGUAGGAAUGAAAUCCCGAGAAAAUAUCAUCCAGUCGUUCAAAUAUCCGACGCCAUUUAGAAGACACGACGAGCUGUAA
Messenger RNA from Oikopleura dioica, 753 nucleotides. NCBI's taxonomy places the organism in Eukaryota, Metazoa, Chordata, Appendicularia, Copelata, Oikopleuridae. The record is from the annotation of a GenBank genome assembly.